Molecule: messenger RNA, 13153 nt
Organism: Varroa destructor (honeybee mite)
Lineage: Eukaryota; Metazoa; Arthropoda; Arachnida; Mesostigmata; Varroidae
Gene: lqf
Product: epsin homolog lqf
Biological process (GO): endocytosis
Cellular component (GO): endosome; clathrin vesicle coat; plasma membrane
Molecular function (GO): phospholipid binding; clathrin binding
Source: RefSeq, a predicted model, not a curated record
GCCUAAAAUCCUUGCUAUAGAGUUGUGUUUACCCUCGUAACAAAGCUUUUUGUGUAAAACAAAUCCCUUUUCGUAGGACGUGCUUUCGUCUGCAAGAUAUCACUGCGUAAUUGUCUGAUACGCAUAAUAUUAUGGAAAUGAUCGGUGUAUAUGUCUCGAAAUAGGAAUCGGACGGUUCAAGAGCCACUGUUGUCACGCGCUCAAUUAUGUGCGACACAGGUGAGAACUCGCUGGUGGGCACGCGUACUGUUAGUUUCAUGGUUCUUGGCUGAAACGAUAUUUUCACAUAGCAACGUUUCACAUAAGCAGAAACAAUUCAAAACGGACAAGAUAAUGCUUGUUUCGGUAAAGACACGAGGCCGUUGAGCUCAGGAACGUAACCCUGUACAUUCGAUUUGCAGGGUAUGAUCGGUUAGUGAAAUUCGCCGAUCCUGCAUUAUUCGAAAUAGUAGUAUCGCAUAAAGCAGUGGUCUGAGUCACGUAAAAGGUUCCCAUAGGGUUUGUGGAACAACUUGUAUAUUCACUACCAGGCGCAUUAUUUAGUGAACAAUUGUUAUGCCGGACAUAAAGUGCCAUAAGAUAUAUUGUCGUAAUGAAUUCGAUUCGACUGUCAGCCGGAACGGAAUUAGUAUCGGUCGACAGUCUGAUUUUGAGCUUUACUUGCACCUCCACGUAUACGUACAUGCGUGCGUGGCAUGGCUUGUGACUUGUUAUUACUAUUCUAUAGCAAAAUAUUUUGGCGAAACCGUGUUUUUUUGCAGACCGAGUCGAAUUCACUACGGAUGCUAGAAACAUGACAUGUCUCACCGACUUACUAUGCAGUUAAGUUUUUGUUUUUGUUUAUCUUUAUCCUGAAGAAAAUUUCUUCAUUCGAUACGAAAUAUGAAGCUCAAAUGAGACCAGACGUAAUUAACCGAUUGAAUGUGACAACAAUCGUAAAACCUUUCAAAGAGUUGAGUAUGUUACGCGGAGCUGCUUUUAGCGAAACAGUCAGUAGUUGAUAUAGUGGUUUAGCUAUCAUUAAAGAACGUCGGCCGGAAUCGCAAAAGAAAGAGUUGCCAAUUACGUAAUUUAAAAAUCGUAUUUAUUCCUGAAAUUCUAACACUAUGCCAAUUUUCAGACUGGGCGAAUCUAAUGAAAUGCACGACUAAAUAAAAGGGAAGAAAGGCCUUAUCGAAACCUAUUUCACCUAAAUAGCUUCGUCGAUCUUUGUUAAUUAAUUAUAAAUACAAUAUUAAUAAGGUCCGACUAUUGGUACAGACGAAAAUCUUGCAGUCAUUUCAUCCGUCCUUAACAGCCACCGUUCAAACUUCCUGGCUUAAGCUCGAGUUUAGAAUGCAACCCCGAUGUGGUAUAUCGACUGACACCUAAACCAGAAUGGACUAGUAUGUAUCAGUAGUUAUGCAUUUCGUAGACUUUGCUUCUUUUUUUCUUUAACAUUUUGGAAAAAGAAGCGUCUCUGUUGGUUUUAUUCGGUUUUCUCUGAAGGCGGCUUGCUUCGCCGUAACACAAAGUCUGCCGGAGAUAGGAUUUUCAUCACCCAUUAAGGCUAACGCCUAUUGUCUCGGCAAGACCUUUUCUGUCAGAGUGUUAGAAGCUGCCCGUUUGGUAGCUGAGGGGGUUGCAAUUAUCUCAGGCAGUUGAUCGCGUGUUACAGUCAUUUUUUACUGUAACGUUUCCAACGAGGCCAAAUCGCAAAUGUAAUAUGAUUUGUAAAUAAGUCCUACCUCAACAAUUAUAGCAAGCGUUAUAACUGGAUCAUUUUAUGCUUUCAUGAUCAUGUAGGCGGGCACAUCUUGCCAAAGUUGAAAGAAGAAUAUUGCUUGUGCCUUGUCCCAUCUUUCGUGCCAAUGUUUAUUAGGAUGAUGUAAAAAAGCCACUAUACUACAAGAAAAACAACAUUUCCUUGUUGGUGUGUCCGUUUGUACCAAAUAUGCUUAUACACAAGCGACAGUUAUCGUUAAUAGUCAAAUGAGCUUCGAUAGUUUGACGACAAUGAAAAACAUUGAACUUGAACUAAUAUGAAAUACGAUGAAAAAUUGUAUCGUAAAGUUGAUAUCACAUUAUCACGAUAGAGCCGGUCACCUACCACCAUACUGUGAAGCCGCUCGCAGCAACUCUAGCCGAAUAUUACAUUAUGGUAAAUAAGACCAACGCAUCGGCCAUACGUAGCAGUAUCAUGUAAUAGUCUUCUCGUAGCUACUCGUUACGACCCGCUCAAGUCAGGAGCAGCAGCGGCGGUACAACUACCCGCAAAUGGUAACAACAGAAGCAGCGCAAGCAGUAAAUAGCGUGGACGAGUAAAGGCAGUUGGUGAAUGGGAGACCUUUCUGUUUGUAUCGUACGAUCGAGAACUUUAAGCCGCAGCCGGUUCUCCGUUGAUGGUACCGCUUCUAACGAUGGUUUCUCCUGGUGAUUACAGUAGUGGCUGACUGGCCGCUAGUCGCUUUAACGUGCAGUUAUGUUUCCCAGCGGCUAUCGUGUGGGGACGGCCAACAGCAAUAGCAACAGGCAUAAAAACGACAGCGGAUGUACCCAGCCGUUCGUAGACGACCGUGUGUAAACACUCCGUAACAACUGCGCAAGCUGGUGUGCUGUCGACUCGCCGGUCAGCUGGCUGGCUAGCUGCUCAAUACGCCCAUUAUAUAUCAAACGUCGUAUAUACACGGUACGAUGCGUGGGCGAUCGUAGGCUGAACCAGCGGUGGCGCCAGUGGUUUUCGGUCUAGGUAACGGAACCAGAGGUUAGCGGGAUUCUUUAUGCUACCGCAGUUCUCAUCAAUAUAAUGCAGGACUUUAAGGAUGGCCUGAAGCUAGUCGAUACACGAUUGUAAAGGCAUGUUAUGUCAACGACCUUUUGGCCUUCGCUUGGGAAGCAGAACUGGACCCGCGUAAAAUGCCUGACGAUGACUACAAGUUGUUAUAUAUAGCCGAAGAUAAGAAAAAAUUCUUACAUCAUUUUGCCAAACUUUUCUACUACUCGGUUUUUUAUUGACUAAGCGGCGUAACAAACAUCAGUUCCGUCAGUUAAUUCAACUCUAAUUGUCAAUUAACGUUAUAUUUUUUACGUGCUCAACCAAUUUUAUAACAGUGACAAGUUAAGCAGCACUGGGUAGAAUAGAAAAUGAUCUUUUCAUUGAUCCCUGUCGCUUGAUGUUGUCGAAUUUCCUAAACUCCCUAACGUUACAUUUUGUAACUUAGCUUGAAUAGAUCCUAAGCAUGCUACAGAAGCCGUAACCCAUUUAAUAACUUGCAUCAUAUUCAUCGAGUAAUUGGCUUUUCGACUGUGGAUAAACCAUUGCAGCAAGUUUAGGACAAUGUUCCCUUUAGGAUCCUAUUGCUAUAUUGAAUCAGCACAUGGCUAAAAAAUAAAUUCGGAAAAAAUCUGCACGUUUGACACAUACCGAGCCCGCGAUAUAGCCUCUACUAACGCGAUUACGACUGCGUCAUUCAGGUUGGCGUCGCUGAAUUCGUGAAACACGGCUGUACGUGUAGUUCCGCGCGUUUCCGAAAAUGAACUUUUCGGGCUCUAUCAAUGAAAUUAGUUACUUUACCUCGAGUUACCCGUUACUCUUACCUGCCGGUAGAAACAGUAGGCACAUAGCCCGUUGAGCCACGGGCGGAUUUUGAGACUCGAAACCACUGUUGAAAGUAGUGAAUAGCUUAAAAAUUAAGUCAACAAACGUCAUGUUGGUCGUCAAGAAGAGAAUAUUUCAGUAGGAACGGUUUUCCAUCAUCCAUUUAUGAUCUCAGACUUAUUUUGGCAGCAAAUAAGUGUGCCAGAUGUCAAAUAGCAGCCGUUAUUCUUUUCACAGUGAAUAAUUUUUGUUACCUCACCAUCUAGGCAGUAUUUUUCUCGUUUUUUAUGUGUUCCCGUUCCUUUUUCUCCUUUAUAUUGUAACGUAGUUUAUUUUAAGUGAGGCUGAAAACCUUUCUGAGGUUAAGUAGACGCUUAACACGACCGUCAAAAUAAGUUACCAUAUAUUCCAUUGUUUUUUUUCCCGAUAUUACGAACUUACGAUAUUUUCUCCUAGUUACGCUUUAAUUUUAUAGUGUUUGUAUUUGGUAUCCUACAGUCUGUAAGAUGUAUGAAGUAUUCUAUUACAAAGCAUAAUAAUCUUCCGCACCCCCAUUAUCUAUGUAUCACAGUAUCUUUUCGUUUUGUCCUUUUGUAGCUUUUUCCUGUAGCUUUCUUAACGGAGCACAUGAUUAUUGUUUGUACCUGUCUCUGUAAUUACUCCACACCAACUUUAGAACUAAAUUUAAUCUAGAGAAACUGAACUUGACAUUUCCAUGAACUGUCAAUACGUUUCCUGUCUUCAAUAUAAAGAUUCCUAAGUGCUUCAUUACUAAUUUCUGCUUUAUUAGCAUCCUCAGUCAAGUCUCAUAUGAUGCCUCCGCCAGAGCCUUUCUCAUUCAAAAAGUGGAGACACCGAAUUCCCCUCAAUGAAUUGCAUUGGACAAGUCAACGGCGUUAAAUAGUUUGAUGGUCUGUUAGCUGUUAGAUGGUAUUCUAUACGCGUUUUUGAUCCUUUUAACAUCAUUGCCUUAAAAGCAUGUUUUUAAUAACUUUACACCGCUUAGCCACUCUUUUUGGGGCGUGCUUUAUACGAACUUUUCUAAUUAUUUAUUGAAACCAAAAUAUCGUUACCAAUGAUAGUUAUCGUCACAGUCGACAUAUUCGGUCUCAGAACCCUACUUACACUUGUACGAAGGCUAUGAUGGCUGGCGAUAUUGCUUUGGACAACGCCAAAUAUGACAACGACCGGUGGCCGGUCUGAAAGACCUUCCAACAGGAAAAAGGGUCAUCUGGCCGCUUGCCUACUUGUCUGCGUGCUUACCUGGCGUUUAUUUGGCUGAUCAGACAUUUUGCCGAGUCUCUUGCCUCGCCAGUUAGUUCCACCUGCAGUAUGUCGCUGCGACCGAUCCUGUUGCUUCGUUCCAUCCUUCCCCCUUUAUGAGAGUAGAUAGAAGAGGAUUUGUUGAAAGACAACGCGACGUAUGCGCCCUCUGUCGAGACAACCACAAAUUAAGUUUCUCUGCUUGGUUCCUUCGUUGUUUAGUUCGUGCUCACUGUUACGAGUAAUGGUAUGCCGUUGAUUUCGUCUCUUAGAUCUAUGGGAGCAUCUGAUCGUAGCUAUGGCAGAUUCGUAUUAAGUAUGGGGCCACGCAUUCUUUAUAACCAGCUUGAUGAGUAGGCGCACAAACCGGUCGACUAUAUAACUGUCAUUGACGGUGCACUGACGCAAGAAAAGGCCAGAAAUAAUUGGCAUCUCUUGUUACAUUACCAUGAGCUGCCGAUUGUGAUACUAAGGAAUGAUCAGACAAAGGGUCUAAGAAAUUGUCAUGGGUGAUGGUAAGUCCAUUGGUAGACUACUUUUUUGAGCGCGAUUCCGAAAACUGUAGGUUCCUUGGAUAUAAACAAGGGCUUGUCGACAGUCUGACUACAAGUAGUAGUCAGCUUUAGUACAGCUCAGAAACUAGUCAGGUCAGAUUGUGUCAGUUCAGAGGUUACUUCAGGUUUUUUUUUAUUUCUACCUAUACCGUCAGGCCUGUGCCGUAGACGGGAGAAGCUGUCUGAAUAAAAUUUCGCUGGCAAAAGAAUUGAAGAAUUUAAAGAAUAAGUUGUAAGUUCUUAUUGGACUAGCUUAGAAUUACGACGAUCUGAUCGUCCUAUUAAUUUCAUAAUACGUGUAAGGUUUCUUACGUGGGCAUUACUGUGUUAAACAUCCAUUGGGAACUGAGGGCCUAAUGGACGAUAGCUAUAAAUUGUUGCGGGCGCCCUUUAAUGAACUUUAACUUGAAAUAUUGCAAAUAAGUAAGCGAAUUCGUUAAUCGUUGAUUGCUCAAUAAUAACUACCCACGACGCAUAUCCGAACACACAUAAAUCUCAGUCAACUGCGUAUCGUGCUUUUAAGCCGAUUGCGUGCUUAAAUUUCAUUCGGCAUGAAGACCAGCUGAACGAGCGUCGCCAACGGGAAAUUGGCCAGUCAAACGGGUAGGGUUAAUAAGUCCUUGUAGUUACUCCCUAUACUAAUCAAAUCAAGUCGAACAAAUUCGGGUUUUUUUUUUGUUGACGGCAACAAACAAGAUUAUAACGACAUAAAGUACGAUGCGACACGACAUGAACAGCUGCAAUAAAUACAGUAAUAAAACAAAGGUCAACACUAUUUAUACAUUACUAGAAAAAAGCCAACACUACUAGAAAAGUAAAUUCGAUGACAAAUCGGUUGUGACAUGAUUCAUCCAUUAGUUUCUGAAUAAUCAUAAUAACCGCUGCAUAUUUUUUUAUCGCAUCUCGCACGGAAUACUCUAAUUAGUGAGAAUGAAUGAAAUUGGUUAACUGCAUAACUCCCACAUAUAUAUAUCUAUAUGUGCAGCACCCUGUUAAAAUAUUGCAAAUUGACGUGCAGAACUUCCUAUUUAUAAAGGUGUAGCAAGCAGCGUUUUAUCCUUAUAUUCUCGAAAAUUUUGUGUGCGUCGGCAAAUAAUAUAUGAGAUAGAGUUCAGUCUUCCGGUAGUGAGCAAAGCGAAUGCAGGCGACAAACUCAGACAUAAGUUCCUAUAUAUGCUGUAGAAACUUUGCCUUCGUUCAGUACUUAAACAGCAGACGCCACAGAGUUGCAUUCACUGCAGUAGCAGCAAGGAGUUUCGAUUGCACACCGAACGGUUACGACCGGACUGAGGUACUUCACAAUCUUGGUUUCAGAUCGCCUAAUCGUUUAGUCGGCUGUUAUAUGGUGGAAACGUGUAUCUGCAGGGAGUCGACCACGGAUUUGUCGAGACGUUAGGGGGUAAGGCAAUCCGAUAACGAACGACAGCGUAUAGUUCGAUGCUCGGUGGUUAAACCAGUACUGCUACCGUGACAUUAUUAACUUCAAGCCAGAAACAUAGGAAAGAUACUGAAGGUCUUCGGUGUCACAAGCUGUUGGCCAAUGACAAUGUUUGCCAGCCCUUGAUGUUCACAGCGUAGUAAUCAUUGGUGCCCUGAUUACCGACCUUCGUGCGUCUAUAUUUCAUCUUCGUUUCCGUGAGUUGGACAAUUCUUUUUCAAUAUUAGAGUAACCGAGCGGCAGGGACGGCGGGCGACUUCGAGAAAAUAGACUUCCCCGGUCCUCAGUCGGUAGCAGGAAACCGAAGCUGACCGAGGUAACGAAGUCGAAAAAACAACGUCGGAGACAAACGAACACAUGGGAAAGAGUCACUAUUGAAUCACUAUCGAUUCCCUCAAACGGCUUCUGAGAUUCGAUAUCAUUCUGGACGAGAAGCGAUAUUGCCGCAAAAGGCUCCAAUAUGAAUGUCAAUGUUCAGGGAAUCCGGCGCAACGUUAAAAACGUUGUUCGGAAUUACACCGACGCACAGGUGAAGGUUCGUGAAGCAACUUCGAAUGACCCCUGGGGGCCACCGUCGGCUCUCAUGGGGGAGAUCGCAGAUUUGUCAUACAAUGUUGUAGCGUUUACGGAGAUCAUGCAAAUCAUUUGGAAAAGGUUAAACGAUAAUGGAAAAAACUGGCGUCACGUAUACAAAGCAUUGGUGCUGCUUGAAUAUUUGAUCAAGGUUGGAAGUGAACGUGUGGCCACUCAAUGCAAGGAGAACAUAUUCGCCAUACAGACCCUAAAAGAUUUCCAAUACAUGGACGACAAUAAGGAUCAGGGUAUGAAUGUACGCGAAAAAAGUAAACAGCUUGUCACUCUGCUCAAAGACGACGAACGGCUGCGCCAAGAGCGAGCUCGCGCUUUAAAAGCGAAGGAGCGUUUCGCGCAGAACACUAAUACCGCGAGCUCCUCUCAUGACGCUAUCGGCGGCGGCAGCGGAGGCGGUGGAACUGGCUAUGUCGAUGAUUUAUCUUCUCCACGCGGUGACUAUCGAUCUGUAUUAGCAUCCAGUUCAGAGUUGGAAUCAGCGCGGCCUCAGACGGCCGGGGAGGAAGAGCUGCAGCUUCAACUCGCUCUGGCUAUGAGCAAGGAAGAGGCCGAACAGGAGGAACGGCAACGCAAAAACGAUGACCUGAGAUUGCAGAUGGCCCUGACGGAAAGCCAGCAAGAUAAUGUCAAGCAAGGCGGCGCCACCGCGUCAAGCGGGGCUUUCUCUGCUUCUAACGGUUCAGCUGCGUCAUCGUCCGCGCCGAAAAGCUGCAUGGAUGAUCUGCUUGGACUGAAUCUUGCUGGACCCACAGUGGCGCCCGCACAGUCCGCCGAUCCGUGGGGUUUGCCGGCUGCCCAAGCAGCAGCAGCAGCCUCUCGACAUAUCCCGGGCUCACAGGUGGUGGAUGCUAUGUCCGUGCCUCUCGUUGGAGCCGUCGGCGGAGCCGGACCCACUGGAACUGUUGCUACUCCACGUGGAGCUGUUGGGGGGGCCGUAAGCGGCGUCGAUCCGUGGGCGCCAGCUCCCCCAGUGGCUGUUGAUCCCUGGGCUCCACAACCAGCCAGUUCACUUCCUUCGGCCGCCCCAGUCCUUGAUCCAUGGGCUGUAAACGGUUCGUCUGGAGGUGUUUCAAAAGGCGAACUCGACGAGUUUGACCUGAUCUCGAGACAGCGAGCCGCCAACAUGUCACCGUCAAUGAUAGCCCAACUAGGCGGCACCAAUGGCAGCGCUAGCCAAUCGCCGGCAUUCGAUAUGUCUGGCCUAGGUGGCGCUUUGCCGAAGAACAGCAGCGCAGUGGCUGGACAAGACAGCCGAAUGCGAAAAACGCCCGAAUCUUUCCUCGGCGCUAAUAGUAAUCUCGUAAACCUUGACGCGCUAGUUACGGCGAAGCCAGCAGCGCCGUCCGCUAACCCUUUCGGCACCGGGAUGCCCGCCGCUACCAGUCUGCUCAAUCCGUGUCCGGCUCCUCAGCAGAACCCCUUCCAGGCAUUGAAUAAAGCUCCCACAAUGAAUGAACUUCGUGGCGGCCCUACGGGGGCCGUUUUCGAAGGUUUCGCCGCUGGUGCUCCAACCCGAACAACACCUACGCCUGGCUCAGUAAACCCGUUUCUGUGAGCAAAAUAACACUCAGUCGGAAAUAAUUUUCUAAUUGUAAUUCUGAUAUCGUCGUCUAACUAUGUCAUCUGUUAGAUCGUUUCAGUGAAUACAACACUUGUAUCAGGGUUUUCCUCCUUCGUUCAGUCUUGUGAUUUCUGCCAUACGGCUCCGUUCCAACUUUCCACUUGCCACUCGUUCAACGCUUGCUGCAACGGUGUGGUAGUCUCAUAAAUUUAGUAAAUACUAAACACUAGAUUAUAAUAUAACGAAUUGAUUAUAAACUGACAACCAAAAAAACCUGCAACAAAGCACUUUUGAGCGAGUGGCCGAGUCGACAGCAUUAUCCGAAAGGGACAAAAUCUGAAAGCUGAGCUGAAAAGGCAGAAACCGAUCUAAGUGGACGGUGUCAAUAUAGAGGUGGGUUAGUGGUCGUAACAAAGCAACAGUCCUGAUUGCUGCUACUACAACUAAGCCAUUAGCUAAAAGAACCACAACGACAGCGUACAUCAAUAGCCACUUGUCACUCCCAGUGGCGUCGUAGUUCGUUUCUCUUUACGUCGAUGUCAAUCACGUAACAAAACAAACAUGUAACCGAAAUGUCGGACACCCUUUACUCGGCUGUAAAAUGGGGCGACCCAUUUUAGCGGCCGUACUUAUAGUUUUCAAACGUUUUGGGCAACAUUUCAAGUUUUCAUAAUCUCACGCUUCAUAAUUUUGGUCCAAAAUUCAUUUUGGGCUUUGAAUCAACCAUGUUACUAAAAUGUCAACAAUCGAUGAACCCACGGCAGAACAUAACUAAACCACCGAUAAAUAAGGAUGACGGUAAACCACUAACGAGGUGCUGCAACAUAAAAGUAAUAAGAUUCAUCGUAAUAGUGAUAUAUAAUAUAAAAAUCUAACUUAAAAGUAACAUUUUAUGAAUGACAGUGAUAAUUUGAGUCACAUUCAAGCACAGAUGCAUCUUUUGCAAACUAUCACGCGACUACACCAUCUUGUAAAACCAGCGUUAAUUACAGACAGUACUGAAAUUUUAAUUAGUUAUCGUAAUAAACACUGUAAUCGAUUCGCCGAUAAGGGAUAUCAAGGCCUAUUGAUGUCCAUUGCAUGCUACUGGUGAGAUCUAUUGAUAUCAUCCAUGCAUACUAUUGUGGUCCUAAUUAAUAAGGAUAACGGUCUGGAUGUGCUGACCUGUAGAUGACGAUGAAUGCGCCUUUUUUUUUACCUACGCCACCCAUAAACAACAACUGACUGAAUACUUGACGCUAGCAGAGACACUCCUGUGUCCUGCGACACAUCGCAAGGCGAACAAAUGUACACGAAGCAAACGACGGGCUUGACUAGAGCCAGGCGGGGUUUACAGCACAAGUACGCAACCUGAGUAGCAGUAACGGCAAAGUAAUCCAUGCCAUAACCAAUCCGUAAGAAAAAAUUCUAUGGCCGUACUAAUAUCAACAGGAACUACGUAAACAAAACAACGCUGUGUAGUAAAAUGUUGUUGCAACUUGGUUGCCAGCUCGAUUUGCAGUAACUAAACGUAGGUUGAUGAUUUGACUAACAUAAUCAACAGCAUAAUGUCGGUAACGGCCAUAAUGUCACGGGAAAAGAUAACAACGAAGUCGGAAAAGACUGUGUGAAACCGACGCCCAAAGCGGAUUGCUGGGUUAGCGUAGGCGGACGAACGGCUUGAGACUGUGACUUGUUGUUCCGACGAGCUCGCACAUCGCUACUAUACAGUUGAAGUUGAGGUGAAAUUACACAAACAAUGAAAUUCAAACCUGUUGGCGAAACAUCAAAAGUAGUCUUUAGAAGCGACAACCGUUAAAAAAGUUCGUGGCUUUCCUCUUGCUUCAUGUUCUAAGCCCGUAGGCGCUUACGGCCAAAAAUUCUCUAGUGAUCUACGGAUAAAGCGAAAAGGAAGACAUUUUCGUUUAUCGUCAAUGCCUUCAUUGUCCUCAACUAGCACGUAUUAUGACCGUAGUAUUAUUUCUCCUUAGGCGAUGCACCUACGGCGGAGUCACACGCCAAUUGACCCAACUGGCUUUGUUCCCUCCUGUUGCUUUUUUUGCGGUAGAUGAUAAAUCGUUUCGGCAACAAUUAGCGACACUGAAUGAUGAUCAACAGGUGGGCAUAACAAAUUUUGUGUCGAGCACCGUAACACCGGAUCCGCGGGAACUUCCUGCUUUUAAAAAGGUAUGUAUUCGGGUUGGAAAGUAAAACAAGAAUUGAAGUAGUUAUGGACGCCAAGUUUUCGAAGAUAUGCAGAGUAACUCUCAGUAGCUAGAAGUAACUCUCGGUAUAUAGCAGGUGGACAAGUGUGGUGCUCAAUAGUAGUUUCAUGUGAUUCAUAAUGAUAAGCAACGGCGGCAUAAGGCUCGAGAAGAUUUUUGUAUAUGUGUGUUACAUACAUAUAUAUAUGUAAGGACAGAUGUAUACAACAACAGAACGGCUGGCUAAAAUAAAAGAUCGUUAAUGAAUGCUGCUGAUCUUAGACGGUGGAGAUGAAUUUUAUCACCGAGUAUAUGGUAAUAAUACCAGAAUCGUUACGGUUUUUGCACGUGCAUCCAAAACGAAAAACCUGGCUGGCUGGCUGGCUGGCUUAGAUGGUUCGCCUGAAUUCAGCUAGAAACAAAUCUCUUCUUUAUGGAUCGACAAAUAUGCGUAUCGUCGUGAAACGGUUGAAAAGUAAUGACAUAUAUACAGGCGUUUAAUACUGAUGGACACAAAAACAAGCUAGACUUGGCCACCAAAUAGAAAGAUAUCAAAGAACGAAUAGGUGUGUAGCGGAGAAAACACGAAAAUGGCAGAACAGACAGACGGUAGGGAAUAACGGAGAGAGAAAGCGAUAAAAACACUUAUAUUUUCAAACAAUUCCUAUAAUAACGCAAGACAACAACAGCAACAACCAUCCAACCACUUUAGGAUCAGCGGCAGAUAUAACAAAUAAUAAAAUGUCAACCGCCGUCUGAAGUGGUGUCUAAUGGCCAAAAAUAAUCAGUGGGAAAGAAUGGAGAAUGUGAACGUGCUGAAGAACAGAGAGAUGGACGCACUGUUGAUCACCAAACGCGUUGACCGGGAGAUGGUCAAUUUCUGUCCAUUUGCUUGCUAUAAUAUUUGCCUUGUCUCGAGACCAGGAACGUGGAGGCAUGGGAAAAGGAAAGCACAGCGAGAAAGAUCUUGGUAAAACAUGCGGGCUAAUAUUGACGACAAAUAUAAACCGGGAAAAAAAUUACUAGCAGUUGAAAUAUGCCAAAAAUUGCUAAAACACAAAUGAAUAGCCGAGAGAAAGGCAAGCGAAGAGUGUGCGGAAUCGACAAAAUAUGAGAAGAGGUACUAUAGCGCUUCAAUAUAUAUUAAGUUUCUAGCGCAAGGUUUCUGGAGAUUCUCCUGGCGAUCAUUUGGCACAUAAUACGUAGACUAGCUGAGGAGAGGAAGAAGCAAGACGAAUAAGGAUCUUUGGGAUAAAGUGGUGAUAAAAAAUGGAAAAUUAUUACUAGCUUUGACAAGAUUUUGAUGAAAUAAAGAUUGAAAAGGAACAGUGAACACAAUAGAUCCGAUCGUGCACAAGAUAAAUCUGAUAAUGAGGUCUACGACGAGGACAAUGCUGAUGGUAACGUUGAGGCCCUAAGACUUAAAAUAACACAAAGAAGCGUUUUUAAGGCGUGUGCAGUAAAUGGACACGCGGCAGUUGAAAAUCGAACACGAAGGCCUCUAGCGACGGAACAGCGAGCCAACGAGCAAUAAGGCGAAGUAUAUGGGAUCUGACGCGGAUUUCACGUCUCAGUAGGAUGGGUGGUUAGUGAAUAACAAUUUGCUCGUUUCUAAGUAAAAGGAAAGAAACUUGGAAAUUGCGUAUAGAUACUGAUGGCUAUAGACAAUUAACACAAAGGAAACAGAGCAAGAGCGAACGACGGAAAAAGACAGAUGACAUGAACACCGAAAUGGAGAAAGCAAAUAGGACAUUUUGCAACAAAUACGUCUUCAUAUAAAAGGAUUGUUACACAACAAAAACAACACGAUGAUUAGCUUUGAGAUGUAUAAACCUAGGUAUAUAAUGAACGAUGCUAAUGAUGAUAAAAGAUGAUGAUGAUGAUGAAUGAGGUAACGCCUUGCUAGGGCAGCAUUUGAAGUAUCGUAAACAAACAAAAGCAAACAAACCAAUCUUAAUAAACACAAAGCUCUUUUACAACAUGUUC